Messenger RNA from Selaginella moellendorffii, 2326 nucleotides. RefSeq names its product L-type lectin-domain containing receptor kinase IV.2. NCBI's taxonomy places the organism in Eukaryota, Viridiplantae, Streptophyta, Lycopodiopsida, Selaginellales, Selaginellaceae. The record is from RefSeq and is a predicted model, not a curated record. Gene Ontology annotation, biological process: protein phosphorylation. The transcript has a single exon. Gene Ontology annotation, cellular component: plasma membrane. The coding region runs from base 223 to 2226 and encodes 667 amino acids. Gene Ontology annotation, molecular function: protein kinase activity; ATP binding; carbohydrate binding.
UAGCAACUUCUCCAGCUUAUUUACCUUGGGGCUUAAUCCACGCCGCGCUCAAAGCGAACGACGUGUUUUUGGACCUGGGCCUGUGACAAGCGUACACUCAGAGAAAACUACAACCGAGGCCCCACGGCAACAUUACCACCAACAAAGACUUCCUACCAAGCCAACGCAAAACAACCAAGCAAAACAAAAGACGACGUCCUCCUUCGUGAAGGAUGAAUCAAGAUGGAGCUGGCCGUGGCGUUCUUCUGGCUGGUAAGUAGUCUCCACUGCUCAAUCAUCUCAGCACAGCCUCACCUGGCCCUCCUAAACGACGCCACAAUCGCACAAUCCGGGGAUCUCUGGCUCACCUCGGACCAAUCUCCCAGAAGCACGGGCCGAGCAAUGCAUGAUCGAGCAAUUCAGAUCUGCAACACCACCGCCGGCUUCUCGACAAGCUUCGUCUUCUCCAUUCAAAACUCCACCGCCACUCGCGGCGAUGGUCUCGCCUUUAUCAUCUCCGGGAAUCUCUUGCCUGCGCCAUCCGGCAGCUCGGGUUCCUGGCUCGGCCUCUUCGAUCCCGCCAUGGACAGGGAGCGGAGCAACAAAUUGGUAGCGGUGGAAUUCGAUUCGGUCCAUAAUCCCGAGCUCCAGGACAUAAAUGACGAUCACGUCGGCGUGGAUAUCAACCAGAUCCGGUCCCAGGUGAGCCCGACGUUCGAAUCGGACGCUGGGAACAGGGUGGAUUUGCACGAUUCGUCCGCCAACGUGAGCGCGUGGAUAGAGUAUGACGCGGUCAAACACUCGCUGGUCGUGUUCGUCGCCAGGAACUCGCGGCGGCGACCGGCGGCGCCGCUGGUGCCGCCACAGCCCGUGAACCUGUGCGAGGAGGCGGCGGUCGAAGGGGCGGUGUUCGUGGGCUUCUCUGCCGCCACUGGGGAUCUCAGCCGGGACGUGCACAUCGUCCACGCCUGGAAUUUCUCCGCCCCGGAUCUACGUUUUAGUAGAGAGAACUUCACGGGCUUAAGUGGCUCAUCGUCGCCACCACCUAGAGGAGGAGGAGGAGAAAGCGGAGGAGAUCAUGAUCAAGAGAAGAAUGGAUCCAGAACAAGGGUCGUGGUGAUCGUCAGCGUGGUUUUCUCGCUCUUGCUGCUGCUGGUGCUCGGCGGGAUCUUUCUUAUCUGCAAGAGAAUGCGUUUGUUCUCGGCUGGCGGUGAUGGAUCAUCGGACGAUGUGAGCUUGAGAGGGCGGAACCUGGAGCAAAACAUCGCGAUGCCAUCCGAGCUCUCGUACCGCGACCUCAAGUCCGCCACCGCCAACUUCGAUCCCAAGAAUCUCCUUGGCAGCGGCGGCUUUGGCAACGUCUAUGCGGGGCUCCUCCCCGGCGAUGGAUCUCCAGUGGCAGUGAAGAGAAUCGGCGAGAACUCCCGGCAGGGCGAGCGCGAGUUCCUGGCCGAGGUGGAGAUCAUCACCAAGCUCUCGCACCGCAACCUCGUCCACCUCCGCGGCUGGUGCUGCCGAUCCAGAGAGCUCCUCCUCGUCUACGAGUUCAUGCCAAACGGCAGCCUCGACAAGGCCAUCGCCACGAACUCGUCCCUCGACUGGAGCAAGCGCUACGAGAUCAUCUGCGGCCUCGCCGCGGCGCUGCUCUACCUCCACGAGGAAUGCGAGGAGAGGAUCGUCCACCGCGACGUCAAGCCCAGCAACGUGAUGCUCGACGCGGGAUUCAACGCGCGACUGGGCGAUUUCGGCCUCGCCAGGCUCAUCGAUCGCAAGCGCGAGGCGAGGACGACCGCCAUCGCGGGGACCUUCGGCUACCUCGCGCCGGAGCUUAACAUAACCGGGCAGUGCACCACCGCCUCGGACGUCUAUAGCUUUGGGAUCGUGCUGCUCGAGGUGGCCAGCGGAAAGAAGCCAUUCUUUGACGAUUACACCGUCUUGGGCGAGUGGAUCUGGGAGCUGUAUCGAAAGAGGAGCCUGGUUGAGGCCGCGGAUCCAGCGCUGGGAGGGGUUUUCGAUGGCGGGGAGAUGGAAUCGGUGCUCACAAUCGGGCUGGCGUGCUCGGAUCCAAGCCCCAGGAACCGGCCCACGAUGCGCCAGGUGGUGAAUUCGCUCAAGGGCAAUGCGCCGGCGCUGCCGGAGCUGCGGCGAUCGCGCGAGGUUUUGGAGUUUGAUCGUAGCGUUUCAAUGAGCGCUAGCUCCGGGAGUUUCCCUUUCCCGACGUUCACGAGCUCGUCCAAUCAACCCUAAACAGACUAUGUCUAUGGAGUUUAGAAGCUCAGUUUUUUUUCUCAUCAAAUUUUUGUAUGGUUCAAGUUUCACAAAAUGGAAAAGAUGGUUUAAUGAUGCA